Messenger RNA from Mycena indigotica, 2460 nucleotides. RefSeq lists its product as uncharacterized. Lineage: Eukaryota; Fungi; Basidiomycota; Agaricomycetes; Agaricales; Mycenaceae. The transcript has 11 exons. The record is from RefSeq and is a predicted model, not a curated record. The coding region runs from base 1 to 2460 and encodes 819 amino acids.
AUGGUGUUCUAUUUCAUCAAACUCUUUUCGUUCAUACUUGCGACUUUCACGACUAUUGCCAACACACCUGUCAUCGUUCCGCCACUGGGUCUGCAACUCGAUCAAGCCUUGACUUCCUAUGCACGCCUAAUUGAUGGACUGAAAAGUGUUGUCAAUGCCACAUCGCACUCAGCGCUGGCAGCUCCAUCUAUUCCUCAGGCUGUUCUCUGCCGCAUUUACCUUGCCAUUCAACCCACCUGGUCGUGUCCUCGUCAUUCGCCGUUCUUUUGCGUUGAAGAUGGUCUUCCUUGGAGCUUAGGCAGUGUUUGUUCGGCCCAAACGUCUCUUCAACGAGCAGCCAUAUGUCUCGCAGCCCCUCCGCAUCGUUCCCUCAACUACGAGCCGCCGUUGUGGUCACGUCUCAUUAUGGGUCUCUUGUCCCGCUUGCCCCAUGUGAAGAAUGGUUUGGUGGCCAUUGCCGUGCAUAUCUUAUUCUGGGUGAUUUUCUUUUCAAUUUGUGUCAUUGUCGGCUGCGCGGGGGUGGACUUGAUAUCGGUGUCUGUGACUUGGAUUUUUAGACUCAGACGUAGGGAAAUACUGCUCACAAUGCUAUUCCGACUGCUCUUCGGCCAAGGUCGCCAGCCAGAAGGACGCGGGGAGCAUCCGCAAUGGCUGCCCGCGAUGGUGAAGAUUGAUCCGCUCGAUCUCGCGCUUGGACAAAUCAGAGAAAAUGAAGGACAAGCCGCGAUUGAACCAUUCGAAUUCGCUCUUCAGUUUCCGCUUGUGAACGUUGAUGGUGAAGGUCACGAAGCACAUCUUGUCGAGGAAGCAGCGGAGCACAACGAACGACUGCAUGCCGCUUUGCUUCUGCUGUUGCUGUUACUGGCCGAGCAAAAUCAAGCUGGGCUCAAUCUUUUGACUGCUGAUGGAGCAAACGACGGAGAACCAUGGCAGCUAAAUGAAGAACUUGUUGAGAACAAGGACGAUGCAGAAGGUGGUGAAAUCGAAGCCAUUCAGGCUGACGAAUUGAAUAUUGCUCUUGACCCUCGCAAAAAGUAUACUGGAGCCGGUCCGCUUGUUUCCGAGGAAGACAAGUUCGAAGAAAAUGUUGCCGUAGAGGUUGUUCCCGUAGACAAUGGCCACGGACUGGUCAACUUGAAUGGACACGAAGACGCUGCCCCGCCUCCAGCCAGGCAAGAGGACUCGAUAAAACAUGUGGCGCUGGCGGGUUUAAAUAAAACGGAGAUUAAUACCGUCGGUGAAGAGCUGGUUGCGGAGCAAGCUGCGGAGGGACAAGAGGCAUCGACAGAAGCCAUUCACAAAGAAAAGGACAUCGAAAACGCCGGUAGUCGAGACAUGCUCCCCUUUCCAGCCGAUUUUUCGACCUCUUCAUCUUCUAUUCAGGAGCUGUACAACGCUGGAGUCAAGAUUAAUGUCCGGUUGGGUCGGUCGCGCGUCAAUCCAUUGCAUUUCCCACCAGUCGAAAUCAUCAUUCAAUCGCCACAAGUCGUCUCUCAAGAGAUAUUACCGUUUGACAACUCAGACGUGUUUAUUACAAAGCUUCCCGUUUCUCCAGCAACCGCGUUCCCUCUUGGCUCCCCAUCGAACCCAGUGCAAGACCCUGUUUCCGACCCAGAAAGCCCCUCAGCCAGGCAAGUGGCUUCAGCGCAACCCAAGAUAGUUGUACCCAAAACAACCUCGAAUGUCGGACCCGGUCUGGACUUGAAUGGCAAAGACAGUGUCGGAGUCGAUGUCCAAACGAAUCCAAAUACAUCUCCGAAUCUGGACAGGACGGCAACGGAAGUAAAACUGAGGGCGGCGAAUGCGCCUGCAAGGGUACAGUUGGCGCGAUUUGGCUCCGUGGCUCCACGGGCGGAUGAAGUUGCGGCCUAUCAUGUUGCCCCUUCGCUAUUACGAUCAACUGGGCCGUUUGCUUCAACAAUGCCGAUGUCCACCUCCCAAUCUCAGCCUUUCUCCCCAACCACAACUCAAGUCGUUGGCAGCUCCACCAACACUCUUCACGUCCCUCAUAAUAGCUCUGCUUCUCAAAUACGCCGUUCUACAGUGUCUGGUAUGGUUACUGGUCCUUCGUUUCUUCGGAUCCCAUGGCAACAGCUUCCUCCGUCAGCCCACGCGCUAGGAAAGCGAGCAGAUAUAAACAGACCGGAACAACCUCCCAUGGUCGUUGCUGCACCACACGAUGUGACAACACAAGAAGAGCGUCCCGGAAGGAGACGAUCAAUAACGGAGGAGCCUAUCGCCCGUUCUUCGAUCGAGUUUGCGCGCCAUCGUAGGGCAGCAACUGGCCAGCCUGUGCUUCCAGCUAUCGGCGAGCGACAUGUGAUGGACAAUAGCCGUGGUUCUGGUGGAAGUCAAUCGGACAAAGAGAACAUCAAAAGGAACGCAACGACAUCGAAUGCUACUGGUGCUGCUCCAAAAAGCGAUGGCGGUUGGAGGCACAGAGAUGAAGGGUUUGUGUAG